Messenger RNA from Clupea harengus (Atlantic herring), 1205 nucleotides. RefSeq names its product nuclear factor 7, ovary-like. Gene Ontology annotation, molecular function: zinc ion binding; protein binding. NCBI's taxonomy places the organism in Eukaryota, Metazoa, Chordata, Actinopteri, Clupeiformes, Clupeidae. Bases 1 to 1200 code for a protein of 399 amino acids. The transcript is spliced from 7 exons. The record is from RefSeq and is a predicted model, not a curated record.
AUGAAGGGAGAGCCUCGGCUCCACGCUCCACACAUGUCUCAGGGCGUUUGCCCCGAACACUCGCAGGAGCUCCGGCUCUUCUGUCAGGACGACGAGCAGCUGGUGUGUCUGGAGUGUGUGUCUCGGCUGCACCGCACACACACCUUCAGCUCCCCCAGCAAGGCUGCCGAGCGGCGCAGGGACAGCAUCAGAUCCAUGAUGAGGACACUAGCAGAUCAGUUGGAUGUUGAUAAAAUCCUCUGUGGUGAAGCUCUUGCUCACAUUAAGGCCCAGUCUGAGGAGACGGAGAGGCAGAUAAAGGAGGAGUUUGAGGAGCUCCGGCGGUUCCUGAGGGGAGAGGAGGAGGCGCGGAUAGCCGCCCUGAGGGAGGAGGAGGAGAGGAGGAGAUGGAGGCUGAUGAAGGAGAUGGGAGAGAUGGAUGAAGCCGCCGCUACUCUGGAGAGAAAAGCUGGACUGAUCGAGCUGGAGAUGGGAGCUGGUGACAUCACCUUCCUACAGAAUUGUAAAGACCUGAAACAAAGAGUCAGGUCCUGUCUGCCAGAUCAUGCCCUGAGCUCAGCAGCUCUGAUAGAUGUGGCCAAACACUUGGGGAACGUCCGAUUCAGAGCCUGGGAGAAGAUGAAGAACAUCACCCCAUACAUUCCUGUGGUUCUGGACCCAAACACGGCCCACCGGUUCCUCCACCUGUCUGAGGACCUGAGCCGGGUCUGGGACAGCGGAACCAGCACCGACCUGCCCGACACCCCUGAGCGGUUCUGGGAGUACGAGGAGGUUCUGGGUUCCGAGGGCUUCUGCUCCGGGAGGCGUUGCUGGGACGUGGAGGUGGGCGGGGCUGAGAUCUGGAUAGUGGGUGUGGCCAAGGAGUCAUGUGAGAGGAAGGGGAAGUGCAAGACGGUGCCAGAGGAGGGGUUCUGGGUGAUCCACCACAGAGAGGGCAGGUACAGCGCUCUCACAUCAACAGACGUGAACAUUCCGCUCCAGACUGACCAGAAGCUCCAGAGGAUCCGGGUGGAGCUGGACUGGGAGAGGGGUCAGGUGACCUUCUCCAACCCUGACGACGGCACGCACUUACACACCUACACACACUUACACACCUACACACACACCUUCACCGAGAGGCUCUACCCGUACUUCUACACGCAGUGUAAACAGCCACUGAAGAUCCUGCCCGUCCAGGUCUCUGUUUGUGUGAGCGUUUGAUUUGG